Molecule: messenger RNA, 1685 nt
Organism: Diabrotica virgifera virgifera (western corn rootworm)
Lineage: Eukaryota; Metazoa; Arthropoda; Insecta; Coleoptera; Chrysomelidae
Gene: Sirt4
Product: NAD-dependent protein deacylase Sirt4
Exons: 4
Coding region: 88-1017 (309 amino acids)
Molecular function (GO): NAD+ binding
Source: RefSeq, a predicted model, not a curated record
GUACCUAAUAAAGUAUGUCAAAAUUACCUGAAUAACUAUCGAUAUUAAGUUAAAGACAUUUUGUAUUAGAAAGAAGAGUCAAAUGAAAUGACAGUGACAGUGACACAAAUGUCUAUUUUUAGGUUAAAUCGAUUGAAAUCCAGAAAAUUUUCAACUGAGCUUUUAAAAUUCGUUCCCAAAUAUAGUGCGGUAUCAGAAGAUGAUAUAAAAGCUUUAAGAAAUUUUAUAGACAGUUCUAAAAAACUGCUAGUCCUUACUGGAGCUGGCAUAUCAACAGAAUCAGGCAUACCAGAUUAUCGUUCUGAAGAUGUUGGUUUAUAUGCAAGAACAAAUCACAAGCCUAUUCAGUACCAAGAGUUUUUAAAAAAUGCUGCUUCUAGGAAAAGGUAUUGGGCCAGAAACUUCGUGGGAUGGGAUACUUUUUCACAGAGACAACCAAAUGUUAUUCAUUAUUCAAUUAGAAACCUGGAACAUGAUUUGAAGAAGGUAUCUACUGUUGUUACCCAGAAUGUAGACAACUUACAUUACAAAGCUGGAAGUGAAAAAGUGAUAGAAUUGCAUGGAAGUGGUUAUAGAGUAAUAUGUUUGGGCUGUAAAGCCAACUAUGACAGACAUGACAUCCAACGAGAAUUAAGGAAACUAAAUCCACAUAUGCCAGAGACUACAACUAUGAUUAGGCCAGAUGGAGACGUUGAAAUUCCACAGGAAGCCAUUGACACCUUUAAACAACUAUUCUGUGUCAACUGUAAAGGGAUUUUAAAACCGGACAUUGUUUUUUUUGGAGACAAUGUUCCUCUAGAAAGGGUAACAGCAGUAAAAGAAGCUGUCACUAAUAGCGAUUCUUUGUUAGUCUUAGGAACUAGCUUGACAGUAUUUUCAAGUUACAGGAUAGUUUUACAGGCUGUCGAAGAAAAGAAAAAGAUAGCACUUGUUAAUAUUGGUCAAACGCGGGGUGAUCACUUGGUGAAUUUAAAAAUUUCUGGUAGAUGUGGUGAAAUUUUACCAAUAGUCUGCUGACAACUGUUUAACCUUCCGAUGACCAACCUUUUUUUGUUACACGGAUGACCAACGGGGGUAAAAAAUGACCCCAGGUCAAAAAUGACCUGGAAUGAAUGUUUUCAGCAUUUAAAUCUUCAUCUAACAAUACAUCCUCGUUUUCUGAUACUAUUUCAUCUUCUAUAUUAUCAUAAAAAUCGGUAGCAGUAACAAUUUCCUGUAACUCAGACCUCAGUAAGAUAUUUGCGGGCCAUAUCUUAUAUGUACACAAAAUACUAAGAAACUAUAGUAAUAUACGCCAGGAAAUAAUAAUAAUGACUAACUGUAGCAGACAGGAAUGUCAUGAUUCGUACAUAACAGGCACCACAGUCUAAAAAUAGAUUUUGAUAACUCGCAGUGUAAAACUACUCGGAAUUCCACAUAAUAGACGGUAUUUUACUAAACAUCAACUUCAAAAUAUAUUUUUUAUUCGUAAAAUAUAGGGAAUUUUUUUUAUUUCAAAAUAUGAGGAUAUCUAGAAUGAUAUUAAAGUCAAAUAAAAAAUAAUGAGUUAAAAAUUGAAAAUUCUUUUGAAUUUAUUAAAAAAACAUACGCGGGGGUCCAAAUUUACCCCCCUUGGUCAUCCGAAGGUUAAAGAACGUUAGAAACUUGUACAGUAAUUGUUAAUAUGUAAUAUAUGUUACCUGUUA